AUGUUCAAUAAUCCAAAUGCAUCCCACUUUCUUGGAGCUUCAGGAAGAAGAGGCAGCACCAGCUCCACUGCCAGCUCAACUUCAUCAAGUCCAUUCUUUCCCACCAGCAUUCUCCAAAACAAUGCAUUCAAUUUGAAUCAACAAAUUAAUAAUGUGAAAGGAACACCACCAAUUCUUUCGACUGGCUACUACUUUCAACAAUACCAAAAGCAAAUAGAACAAAAUAAGUCACUACGAAAUACAUUCAAUUCGCCAUCCAUUCAAAGACAAUCACCACAAGAAUUGGCUACCACUCUUUAUAGAACAUCUACUGUUACAGGUAAACAACCAACUCUUGAUUUUGUAAUGAAUAGACAAGAAGAAGAAGGUAACAAUUCGAGUAUGAAUAGUGUUAAGAAAAAUAAUGCGAGCACUUCAUCUUUCUCAACAGAUUUACACAAUAGUAUGCAAUCCAUGAAUAGUCACCAACAGGAUUCAUCCUCCUCUUCGACCACCUCAAUUUUAACUACUGCGAAUAAUAACAAUAUAAUGACAAACAAUAACACAUCCUAUCCAGUUAAUUUCAUUACACAAAAUCAAUCACAACCAUAUCAAAGAGUUCAACUUGAAAAUACCUUGGGUGAAAAUUAUUCUUCAACAAACUCUUCCUCCGCCACAAGAAAACAAUCUGCUGGGAUUGUACCAUCCUCCCCUAAAGAAGCAAACAAACAGUUUCUGUCGCAAAGAAAUAACAUGUCUGUGAGUACAGCAUCGAGCAAUAAUAACAUGCUGAUGAAUCCUUCAUCAGCAUCACCAACCAAACAAAGUCCGCAUCUUACCUCUUCACUUAAAACUAAUGUUGGUUUUACGAGUAUGCAGCCUCCUUCAAGCAGUUCAUCAACAAUUCCAUCUUCCAAUAGAAAGCUAGAUAUUCCCACGACGUCGAAUAAUGAUAAUUCAACAAACUCUUCCUCCCAACAACAUAAUCCAAUUCCAACUACCUCUUCAUCCAAUCCAACAUCUUCCCCUAAAAUACCAGCCCUUGAAUCUGAACCACCAACAGUCAAAUUACCUUCAAUUUAUGCUGUUUUACUUAAUGAUAAGGAUCCAUACUUUAGUCAAGGCAAGGAUCAAAAUUCUGAAAUUAUUUAUUUACGUCCUAUUGCCAAGAUGGUUGAAAAUUCCAAGAAGAAACAAUCAUGCCAUGCUCAAUUUGGAAAUAAUAUUGUCAAGAAGCAAUCAUCUCUAAGAUCGAAAAUUAGAGGUAUUGUUGGUUCGAGGAGAAUGGAAGAAUUUAAAAAGCAAACAACAAGUGAGAGAGCUCAAUCUAAAACAUCAAGUUCAGCCGAAGAGAGUGAUAAGAAGGAUCAAUCAUCAGAAAACAAUUUAACCGUUGAUGUUAAAACAUCUUCAUCAGAUUUCAAUCUCGAUAUGAAUGAUGAUAAUAUCAUGGCUUUUGGUUCAAGCGAAGAUUUUGGCCUUAUGUAUGACGACAUGAUGGGACUGGAUGAUCAAGACUUUAUGAGUACAUUGAUGAGUGAUGAUAAUUUGGGUUUAUUGUCUGAACAGCCAAAUUCCAACGUUUCAACACCAUUACUAGAUAGAGAUUCCAUGAGAAGAUCUGGCUCUGCCAUGAAACACGAAGUUUCACAUACGUCCCUAAGUUCCUUCCUUAGUUCGCCUGCCACACCAAUGGCCAGCUUACCAGUCAACCCUUCACAAACCAAGGAAGGUCAAAUGGUUUCAAAUCAAAGUAACUUUUGGGAUAGUUCCAUGAGCGGAUCUCUUGAUAAUAUUCCUGUUUCGAGUGGUAACUUUUUUAUACCAUCUGCUGCGAAAAACAGUUCAUCAUCUAAUAGUAUGAAUGUUAGCAACAAUAAUAUUAGUUCAAGCAUGACAACUCCAAACGAAAUGGUGAGAAAACAAGAAGUUUCCACGAGUAACAAUAUGGCACCAAGUCGAGGAGUCAAUUCUCAAAAUCCUGUUCCAUCCAAUCAAAUGAGUAAACCUGCAUCCAACAAUUCAAUGAUGAAUAAUUUUAAUACCUCUAAUAACAUGAAUAAUACCAUGAAUAAUAACUUGAAUAUGAAUACUAUUAAUAACAACAUGAAUUCAUUGAUGAAUAACAUGAAUAAUUCCAUGAAUAGCAAUUCCAUGAUGGGAAAUAACAAAUCUAUGAAUAAUAACAUGAAUAGUAAUAUGACUAAUAAUAAUAAUAUGAGUACUAUGAAUAAUAAUAAUAAUCAACACAUGGGCCUGAAUCAGCAAAUGGCAGGAAUGCAGAAUAACAUGUUUGCUAACAAUAAUGGUAUGAACAACAGUGUACAAAAUGACUCUACCAGUAAUUUUGAUACCAACAAUUUUUUCAAUAUCAGUACUGAUACAUUACUUCAAGGCAUUCUUUAUGCACAAAAGAGUGGAAUUAAUCUUGCAUCUCUGUUUGCUCUCACUUUACAGCAACAACAAAAUCAAGCUAGUUCCUACAACGAAUCCACUAGUAAUUUUGGUAAUAGCUUUAAGAAUAAUAAUCAAUUCAAUAACAUGAACAAUGGAAACAUGUUCAAUAAUAACGUAUUUUCCAACAUGGGAUCUGAAAUGUUUCCAAAUCAAAAUCAAAUAAGUCCAUUCCCAAAUAAUCAACAACAUAACCAAUUCCAAAAGAAUCAAGAUAAUACUUCUCAAUUAUUGCUCCAAAAAUUACUUGAUUCUAAUAAUCAACAACUCAACUCCAAUGUACAGAACUCCUUCUCUUCUAGGCAACAACACCAAAAUGAUAACAUGUUCAACAUGAAUAGCAAUAAUAAUUUGAGCUCUCAAAUUGAUUCGCUAAUGAUGAACAAGAACAAUAAUAACAUGUUAAACAUGACUAAUAAUUCCCAAAUGCUCUACAAUCAAUUGAACAAUCAACAACAGGUAAAAUUUAAUCAAAUUUCUUCUCCUCAAAACCAACAACUCAAUUCCCCUCGCCAAAACAACAACCAACAUAAUCCUCUAAUGAACCCAUCCAAUCAUAAUAAUAUCAAUAGAUUUGUCAAGACUGAAUCGGAUCUUAACCUUUCAAUGAAUUCUCAACCAAAUUGGAAAGAAUCAUAUGAGGAACCUGAAGUUGUUUCACUCAGUACACCAAGAGCUGUAGGAAGCAAGUCAGAGACUAAGCGAAUCAAGAUCAAACAAGAUACAAUUUCUUCACCUCCUCAACAACAACACCAACACACUUCUCCAUCUCAUGAUGCUGGCAAUGACUCUUCACACGACGAAGAUGAUGAGUCUGUCUCCUCAAAUCCACAAUCUCCUGACAAAAGUGGAAAGAAGAAGCGUAAGUCACAUGUUACAGCCAGUCAGGUAGGAAUUGUUGAAUUGGAGAAUAAUGAAGGAUUUGAAUGUUCUUAUUGUUUGAGAAAAUUCAAGAGAAAAUCUGAUAUCAAAGUCCACAUUAGAAGACACACAGGAGAGAGACCUUAUAUUUGUGAAAUUGAUGGUUGUGGAAAGGCAUUUACUACUGCAAGUAACCUCAGAAGACAUAACAGGAAUGUUCACACUAAAGAAUCAAUGUCUAGCAAGUAUUUCCCUCCACAUACCUAUUGGGAUGGUCGAUGUUUUCCCAGUCACAUAACUUCCUUCGGUACUAAUAAUUCUUCUUCUGCCAAUUAUUCAUCAUCAUUUGAUGAGAAUAAUGGUGAUGAAUUGGAUGUCAAGACGUAUAUUGAAAGUCAACAGGAUGAUCAACCGAUUGGUUAUACUCCGAUGGGUUCUGCUGCAUGGGAUGAAGGUUGGCAAGAUUUUGAUAAUGAUUCCUCACCAUCUUCUCCACAGCCAAUAACAAAAUCUUCAUCAACAGUUAAACAAUUCUUUGAUGAUAACUUUGUUUCUUUAGAAGGAGAUGAUAAUACUGAUCAAUCAGCAGCAGCAAUUGAUCAAAGUGAGAAGAAUUCUUCCAUCAAACCGAAUGAAAAAUCAAAUUCUUUUGAUAUGGUUGUCUUGUUGCAAAAGUUUUCCUAUUAUUACUUAUCAAUUGUGAAUAAUGAUAAUUGUGGAGAUAGAUUUGAAAAUGUGGAGGAGAGUGAUGUCUUUAUGAUUCGUCUGCCUUCAGAGACAAUUCGUGCCUCGAAGAAAUUACUGAUAUCUGAGAGUAAUUUCUUUAAGUUAAUGAUUGAGAGUCAAAUGAAAGAAGCGAAUGAAAAUCAAGUGGAUUUUAGUGCUCUUUCGAAUGAAGAGGAAUUGGACACACUCAAGAUUUUGAAUUUUCUGAGAUAUGGUAAUAUAGGCGUGCCAAUUAAGGGAACAGCUUUUCCUUUAAAUUUGGAAGAUUUUGGAAGUAAUCUUAUUGGGAUUGUGGAUUUAUUGAGAUUAUUGGAUGUGGCUGAUAAGUUUGGAGUUGCUUCUUUUAUUGUGUCGGUGACGAGUAUUCUGAAUCAAUAUAAUGUUAUGAUAUUACUUGAGAAAGCUCUUCAAAUUACACCAGAAUUGGGGAGCAUUCUAAUUGAAGCGUGCAUUUCUGUAAUUUCACAUAAUUUGCCCUGUGUUUUAGGUGGUUUAAUCUAUGAAGGGGUCAUUGAUCAAUUUCUGGAACGAAUUCCAACCAGUAUAGACGAAUGGAAUAAGAAAUGCAAGGAAACUUACAAGAUAUUCAAACAAAUCCAAAUGUUCAACAUCAAAACCGAUACCAAACUCUUCAUGCUACAAUCUUUAAAGACCAAUCCAACAGUGAACUAUCUGGUUGAUGUUUUGCCGUGUGACAUAUUUUUGAGAGUUAUGAAAUGUACAAAUCAGCUGUGUGUUGAUGAUUUUCUUGGAUUAAUCACAUUGUGGAUCUUAUCGAGCUCUUUUGAAACAUGCUUUCAAGAUUAUUCCACAUUGGAAAAUCUCGAAACUGACAAUUUAAUUUAUAGAUUGAGAGAAGGAAUCAUUCUUGCAUUGGAAAAUGUCAACAUGAUGAAAAUGACUCACAAUAGAAGCUUAUUUAUGCUUCUUCAUCCAAUUAUGAGAUAUUACAGCAGAUCCUAUCCUUUGGAAUUCCAAGAUUUAUUUUCGACAUUUCUUGUGGAAACAGCAGAUCCAAAAAACUCAAUAGGUGAUUACACCUCUUUACACAUGCUGGCAACUCAGACCAUUGCACCCAUGCUAAAGAAAUGCUUUGGAGAUCAUCCAAUUUUGCCUAAAAAAGAUAUUGCUGAGCUAUAUUAUCAAUUCUGUUUUGAUUCCACAGAUAAUUCUUAUACGACAGAUAAUGCGCAAAGGAUUAUUCCUCAACUUUUUGCAAAAAUAAUCAAGGAACAGGAAAAUGAUGAGAUCAUUAAUGAAUUUUCAAAAUUACUGACCUAUGUCAUGUUUCAUCAGUUUGGCAAGUUUGUUGAACAAGUUCCUAAACCUGCAUUACCAAUAGAAAAAUAUAAGAUAAUUGGACAAAAGAACUCUUUGAAAUCUUUCGAGGCUAACUUAUUUGGAUUGGACGCCUCAGGAAAGACACUUCUAUUAGAGAGAAUGAAAUCCCCAAAUUCUAAUGAGGUAGUUCAAACUUUUCAAACGAUUGGAUUUAAUAAUGAAACUAUUUCAUAUGGAGGUGCUCCUAUUAAUGUUGUAAGUAGAUUUUGA
This is a messenger RNA of Naegleria gruberi, 5571 nucleotides long. RefSeq lists its product as uncharacterized. NCBI's taxonomy places the organism in Eukaryota, Heterolobosea, Eutetramitea, Acrasida, Naegleriidae. Gene Ontology annotation, molecular function: protein binding; GTP binding; GTPase activity. Gene Ontology annotation, biological process: negative regulation of transcription by RNA polymerase II; regulation of immune system process; regulation of cytokine production. Bases 1 to 5571 code for a protein of 1856 amino acids. The transcript has 3 exons. The record is from RefSeq and is a predicted model, not a curated record.